CUGCAGCCGCAACUGUGACAAACCACAAGAAACUUCACCCUUAAACCAACCAAGCAACACCACUUUGUCACCGGUGUCUUGGGUUUAAGUGGACUUACAACUUUUUCGAAACCACCUUCCAUAGACAUUUCCAUCCAGAACCUUUUACUUUGAAAGAACAAACUCAUUGAUUAGUAAUAUGGGAAAGGAAAACAUAUGCUUUUUGACUAUUUGGAUAACUUUGGGAAACAUCUUUGCGACUUUUUCUUCAGAUCCAGAGCCCUCCACGCCAAGUGCAUUCGUAAACACCACAGCCACCACCGCGCUUCUGCCCACCUCCACUGAAUGGAUCACUGACUUCUCUGACAUCGUGUCCAAGUUCUCCCUGCGCACCGUGGACAUCCCGGACGAUGACAUGUGCUACCUGGUGGCCGGCGGGCCAGAAACCAUCAAGGAGUGCGAGUUCAAACCCGAAUCCCAGACCUUUAUCGUGAUCCACGGAUGGACGGUGACCGGGAUGUUCGAGAGCUGGGUGCCCAAGCUGGUGUCCGCCCUGUACGAGCGCGUGCCCAGCGCCAACGUGAUCGUGGUGGACUGGCUGACCCGCGCCAACCAGCACUACCCCACGUCUGCCGCCUACACCAAGCUGGUGGGCCGGGACGUGGCCAAGUUCGUCACCUGGUUACAGAAAGAGCUGCAGUUGCCGUGGGACCGGAUUCAUCUGCUGGGUUACAGUCUCGGGGCGCAUGUAGCUGGAGUUGCAGGAGACCUCACCGACCACAAAAUCAGCCGGAUUACAGGUCUGGAUCCUGCUGGUCCCACUUUUGAGAACGCAGACGAUCAGAGCACUCUGUCCCGGGGCGAUGCCCAGUUUGUGGAUGUCCUGCAUACCAACACGAGGGGCUCCCCAGACCGCAGCAUCGGAAUCCAGAGACCUGUGGGCCACAUCGACAUCUACCCCAACGGAGGCACCUUCCAGCCGGGUUGCGACAUCCAGAACACCUUAAUGGGGAUCGCACUGGAAGGAAUCAAGGGCCUCCAAAACAUGGACCAGCUGGUCAAAUGCUCGCACGAGCGCUCCAUCCACUUGUUCAUCGACUCUCUGGUCAACACCCAGUACCAGAGCAUGGCCUACCGCUGCAACUCCAAGGAGGCCUUCAACAAGGGGAUGUGCCUCAGCUGCCGGAAGAACCGCUGCAACAAGCUGGGCUACAACGUCAACAAGGUGCGCACGGCCCGCAGCGCCAAGAUGUACCUCAAAACCCGCGACAUGAUGCCCUACAAAGUUUUCCACUACCAGGUGAAGGCCCACUUCUUCAGCAAGGACGAGCUCAGCUUCACAGAGCAGCCCAUGAAGGUCUCCCUCUACGGAACCCACGCGGAGAAGGAGGACAUUCCAUUUGUCCUACCGGUCCUGAACGGGAACUCCACCCUGUCCUUCCUCAUCACCACCGACGUGGACAUCGGCGACCUGAUGAUCGUGAGGCUGCGCUGGGAGAAGGACGCGCUCCUCAGCUGGUCCGACUGGUGGGGCAGCAGCAGCUUCCACGUCCGGAAGCUUCGGAUCAAGUCCGGGGAGACUCAGUCCAAGUUGAUCUUCAAGGCUAAGGAGGGAGAGUUCGCUUACCUCGUUAGGGGAGGGGAAGACGCCGUCUUUGUCAAGUCGAAAGAGGACAACAUAAGUCGAAAAGAAAGAAGGAUGCACAGGCUCAAAACGCAGGGCAGUCUUUUUAGCCAGAACGACGCUUGAAGUCGCACUUGCUGUCACCCACAGCAACGCCAGGGAAACCUCCGCCAAUUGCUGGACCCCCGACGAAUCCUGAUUUUUGAUUUAUUUUUUUAUAUUCUAUCUGCAAAUUUUGUUUUUUUUUUCCUGACCUCCUCGCAACCAACAUAACCUCAUCUAUAGUGCUAUAAAUCAGUCCAGACUUCUCACGUCGCCGCAAAUUCUGCUGCUAAAAGUGUAACUGGUCUCAGUUUGAUGAUGUGCUCACCCUUCUUACUUUUGACAAACCCACCCUUUCACUACCCUCCGUCGCCUUGUAAUCGCUGUUUAUGCUUUUGUAUUCCAUAUGUACUGUCUGUACUGAUAUAUUUUGAGCCUCUAAGUGAUGUGUUCCCUGUGCCUAUGUGAACUUGACCAUGUAUACGUGACUCAUAGUGACCGGCGCAGUUAGGGCCCAUCUUUGUGUGUUUGGUUUUUGAAAUGAUCAUUUUGUGUCCGAUGUUUGUCUUUAUUUAACCACUAAUUGCCAACAAUCGACAGGGACCAAAGAAACAUUUACAAUCUACUGAACAGAGAAUCCCAGCAUUCUUUGUAAAUACCUUAAUCUGUAUCCGUAUUGUUGUUAUUUUUCCGAAUAUAAGUUAAGUGUUGAUACCUUGCUCGUUCUUUGACUGCAUUGGGUUUUUUUGUGCCACUGGUCACUUUAAAAGAGUCUCUGUCCCUUUAUAUACCAUUUUCACGGUCAACGUUUUGGAGAAUGCACUCCAACAGGGAUCUGCAUUCUUUAGUAUUGAUUUUUGAUUGAUUUUUGUGAUGACAUUUAAGGACAGUCACUCUUUUAAUGAGACACCAAUGACUAAAUCCUCCCUAAGUGUUUCAUGAAUUGUAAACAAUGUCUCACCCGAGGCGAUUUACCUCAUGGACUUAGCUCAGCCUACAACGUGUCCUUAUUUUGAAACAUUAAACAAAGAAAAAAAAAAAGCACACAAGCCUGUGAGAUUUGUAACUGACUGGCUAAAACGAUAUCCGUAGUGCAUCUCAAGAGCCAUAUUUAUUUCUUGUACAUUUAUAUAUUUGUAUAUCAAGCUGUGAUAUAUUUUGGCAGGCUUCCGUUGUUAACUGAAACGUUUUCUGGUUUUCAGUGACAAAGCUUCGGAAGCUUCAGUCAGACUGAACUCCUUGCCUGCUGUCAGGUGCACUGACUUUUAUGAAGUGAAAUGCAGUGCAAUAUUGAGAGAAAUAGCCCUGCAAGGGUUCAAUAAAGAGUUAUACCCCAAGUCAAGAUAUUCCUUACUGUUCCAGUUACUUUCAGAUAAUAAGUGUUUUGCGGUUGCAGCCCCUCUGAGAUCUAACUUCUCAGAACACUUUUAUAUCAAACUUUGACGUUAAAAAUUCAUUUUUUCAUCUUUACUACAUAUCCACAACAGAAUGCAGGAUUUGUCAUUAACCUGUUGCUGGUUAUUUCACAUCAAUACUAUUAUUUCAACAUUUUUCUCUUUGUAGUGAUUAAGGCCCAAAUGGGAAAUAAAAAAAGAAUUAAAAA
This is a messenger RNA of Menidia menidia (Atlantic silverside), 3248 nucleotides long. NCBI's taxonomy places the organism in Eukaryota, Metazoa, Chordata, Actinopteri, Atheriniformes, Atherinopsidae. The record is from the annotation of a GenBank genome assembly.